Octodon degus (degu) is the source of this 1894-nucleotide messenger RNA. RefSeq names its product seryl-tRNA synthetase (gene Sars1). NCBI's taxonomy places the organism in Eukaryota, Metazoa, Chordata, Mammalia, Rodentia, Octodontidae. Gene Ontology annotation, biological process: seryl-tRNA aminoacylation. The record is from RefSeq and is a predicted model, not a curated record. The transcript has 11 exons. Gene Ontology annotation, molecular function: serine-tRNA ligase activity; ATP binding; tRNA binding. Gene Ontology annotation, cellular component: cytosol. Bases 65 to 1642 code for a protein of 525 amino acids.
GCUGCGCCUGCGCAGUCGACGCGUCGGCCCGGCGCAGUGCGUCAGCCGCCGCCGUGGGCUCCUUAUGGCCCUGAGUGUGCGCCCUGAAGCCGGGAAGAUGGUGCUUGAUCUGGAUUUGUUUCGAGUGGAUAAAGGCGGAAACCCAGACCUCAUCCGAGAAACGCAGGAGAAGCGCUUCAAGGACCCGGGACUCGUGGACCAGCUGGUGAAGGCAGACAGUGAGUGGCGACGAUGCAGAUUUCGGGCAGAUAACUUGAACAAGCUGAAAAACUUAUGCAGCAAGACAAUUGGAGAGAAGAUGAAGAAAAAAGAGCCAGUGGGAGAUGACGAGUCUGUUCCCGAGGACGUGUUAGAUUUCGACGCCCUCACUGCGGACGCUUUAGCGAACCUGAAAGUCUCACAAAUUAAAAAAGUCCGACUCCUCAUUGAUGAAGCCAUCCUGAAGUGUGACGCAGAGCGGUUAAAGCUGGAGGCAGAGCGGUUUGAGAAUCUUCGAGAGAUUGGGAACCUGCUGCACCCCUCUGUGCCCAUCAGUAAUGACGAGGAUGCAGACAACAAAGUAGAAAGGAUUUGGGGUGACUGCACAGUCAGGAAGAAGUACUCUCACGUGGACCUGGUAGUGAUGGUCGAUGGCUUUGAAGGCGAAAAGGGGGCCAUAGUGGCUGGGAGUCGCGGGUACUUCCUGAAGGGGGUUCUGGUGUUCCUGGAACAAGCGCUCAUCCAGUUUGCCCUUCGCACCCUGGCAAGUCGAAACUAUGUUCCCAUUUACACCCCCUUCUUCAUGCGGAAGGAGGUCAUGCAGGAAGUGGCUCAGCUCAGCCAGUUUGAUGAAGAACUUUAUAAGGUGAUUGGCAAAGGCAGUGAAAAGUCUGAUGACAACUCCUAUGAUGAGAAGUACCUGAUUGCUACCUCAGAGCAGCCCAUUGCCGCUCUGCACCGGGAUGAAUGGCUGCGGCCAGAAGACCUGCCCAUCAAGUAUGCUGGCCUGUCCACCUGCUUUCGCCAGGAAGUGGGCUCCCAUGGCCGCGACACCCGUGGCAUCUUUCGAGUCCAUCAGUUUGAGAAGAUCGAGCAGUUUGUGUAUGCGUCGCCUCACGACAACAAGUCAUGGGAGAUGUUUGAGGAGAUGAUCGCCACCGCAGAGGAGUUCUACCAGGCUCUGGGGAUCCCGUACCACAUCGUGAAUAUCGUCUCGGGUUCUUUGAAUCAUGCUGCCAGUAAGAAGCUCGACCUGGAGGCCUGGUUUCCAGGCUCAGGAGCUUUCCGGGAGUUAGUCUCCUGUUCCAACUGUACAGAUUACCAGGCUCGCCGCCUCCGUAUCCGAUAUGGACAGACCAAGAAGAUGAUGGACAAGGUGGAAUUUGUCCACAUGCUCAAUGCUACGAUGUGUGCCACUACCCGGACCAUCUGUGCCAUCUUGGAGAACUAUCAGACAGAGAAGGGCAUCCUCGUGCCUGAGAAACUGAAGGAGUUCAUGCCUCCAGGGCUCCAAGAGCUGAUCCCCUUUGUGAAGCCGGCACCCAUUGACCAGGAGCCAUCAAAGAAGCAGAAGAAGCAGCACGAGGGCAGCAAGAAGAAAGCGGCAGCAAGGGAUGUCACCUUGGAAAGCCAGCUGCAGAGCAUGGAGGUCACCGAGGCCUGAACUCUCCUUCCUUGCAGUCUGCUGGGCUUCGUUUCUGUCUGCGGGGACUCGGAGGCCGUCCAGAGCAGGCUGGCCACGCACUGACCCAUCACCCUGCCCAUCUGACUGCAUCGCUCGCAGGAACCGUCCGCUGGGCACGGCACAUGUCCCUGUCUCCUCGCAUGGGCAUGGGGUCCACCAUGAUGACUGAUGAAACCGUGUAAUAAAGCAUCUGGGGAGGGCUCCACACUCUUGUCGUGUCCUUGAGGCUCA